AUGGAGCUGGAGUCCUUCAAGGAUCUUUUCGCCUUUUCAGAGAGUGCUCAGAUGCCAAUAACCGCAGAAAACUCCUUCACAGACGCAGACUGGACUGCCACGUGGGAGUGUGCUACACUUAUCCCCAGCAUAAAACCAGAGCUGGACAUGCUGAGCACAGUAUACACACGGCUCGAAAAGAGUCAGCCAUAA
Molecule: messenger RNA, 192 nt
Organism: Nematocida major
Lineage: Eukaryota; Fungi; Microsporidia
Exons: 1
Coding region: 1-192 (63 amino acids)
Source: RefSeq, a predicted model, not a curated record